AUGCUUCAACAGGUCUAUUCAUUCAGACUGAAGAUUCAUCAGGAUGACCUUCCAGGCUCCACCCACACUCCUGAGCUUGGCAGUACAGAGCCUGGUGAAGAAUGAAGCCUUGGCCAUCAAUGCUCUGCAGGAGCUGCCCAGGGAGUUGUUCCCACCACUCUUCAAGGCAGCCUUCACUGGCAGACACACGAAGAUACUGAAGGCAAUGGUGGGAGCCUGGCCUUUACCUUGCCUCCCUGUGGGGGCACUGAUGAACGUCCCUGACAUUACAAUAUUGCAAGCUGUGCUGGAUGGUGUAGACAUGCAACUGACAGGAAAUUUUCACCCAAGAAGACGGAAGCUUCAAGUGCUGGACCUGAGAAAUGUGCACCAUCACUUCUGGGAUGUUUUGGCUGGACCAGAGGAUGGAGACCGCUCAGCAGAGACUGUGUGUCAAAAGCACAAAGCAACACGCCCUCAUAGAUAUGCACUGAGGAGACGUUUGAAGGUNGUCACUGACCUUCGNCUUCAGUUUGAUCUAGAGGAACAUCAAACUUACUUCUUGCAGUGGGCACAGGAGAGAAGAGGUUCCCUGAACCUGUGCUGUGUGAAGAUGCAGAUUAGGGGAUUGUCUAUGUACACUGUCAGGAAGAUCUUGCAGAUUUUCCAACCAGAUUACAUUGAGGAGUUGGAAUUGAAUACAGACUGGACUCUGUCCACACUGGCAUGCUUUGCACCUUGCCUUGGUCAGAUGAAAAAUCUUCGUAAACUCGUGCUAACACUAGUCCAUGAGAAACUCUUCCCGUUUCUAUGUACAUCAACAGACAUAGGGGAGAAGAGAGUCACCAAGUUCAUUUCUCAGUUCUCCAAACUCAACUGUCUCCAGCAUCUCAAUCUGGCUGGACUCUACUUUCUCACUGGCCACAUGAAUGAAUUGCUUGGGUGUCUGAAGACCCCGCUGGAGUUCCUGUCCAUUGCUGUCUGCAAGUACUCACAGUCAGACUUGGAGUCCUUUGCCCAGUGUCAGAGUCUCCAUCAUCUCAAACAUCUGCAUUUGGCAGGUGUCAUUUUGCAUGAUCUGAGUCUUGUGCCACUUGGAAUUUUCCUAGAAAAUGUUGCAAACACUCUGACGACCUUGGAAUUAGAACAUUGCAGGAUGACAGACUCUCAGGUCAGCGCUUUUAUCCCUGCCCUGAAUAAGUGCUCUCAGCUCAUCNAGGUCAACUUCUGUGACAAUGACAUCUCCACNNCUGUCCUAACGAAACUUCUGCAUCACACAGCCAACCUAAGCCAGCUGAUCGUGGAGUUUUAUCCGGCCCCUCUGGAGUGCUAUGAGACCGGAUUUGUUGUUAGAGCAGAGAGAUUUGUCCAGCUUUCUUCUGAGCUCAUGAGCACACUUUGCACUGUUAGGCAGCCCCAGUCUGNCUCUUUUGCCUCUCAGUUAUGCCUUCGAUGUUCACAGCGCUGUNUAUAUGGUCUGGAGACAAGACUUUGCCAUUGUUGGCAGUAA
Molecule: messenger RNA, 1489 nt
Organism: Mus pahari (shrew mouse)
Lineage: Eukaryota; Metazoa; Chordata; Mammalia; Rodentia; Muridae
Product: PRAME family member 12-like
Exons: 3
Coding region: 44-1489 (481 amino acids)
Biological process (GO): positive regulation of cell population proliferation; negative regulation of DNA-templated transcription; negative regulation of cell differentiation
Cellular component (GO): cytoplasm
Source: RefSeq, a predicted model, not a curated record